UUAUUUCCAGUAUUUCUCAUAAAUCGAAAUAGGUUCACAAUUAACAUGAUGUGGCCCUUGAUUCUCAUUUUGUGCUACUGUAUUUUUCGUUAUAGGCGGAGGCGCCUUUACAAACAUGCGUCAAAAGUUAUAAAACACCAGUGGGAUUUACCUUUCAUUGGAGUGUCCUGGGUUUAUGUUGGAAGUACGGAAAAAAUACUUAAAGAGAUGCAAGAUUAUUCAAAAUUUACAUCAGAAAAUGGUGGAAUAUCUGUAUCAUGGAUGGGACCAAAACUUUUUUAUACAAUCACUGAUCCCGCAAUAGCUGAAGUAGUACUUAAAAAUAACUUGGAAAAGGAUGACUUAAUGCGGAUUGUGCAUGAACUGCUUGGUGAUGCCAGUAUUGUUGCAUCUGUAUCCAAUUGGAAACCACGACGAAAAAUAUCUGUGCGAGCAUUUUCUCCGAAGAUUUUAUCAAAAUUUGUUAAAAUAUUUGCUGAAAAUAGUGCGACUCUGGCAAAAGAACUGGACAAAAAAGCUGGAACUGGAAAUUUCAAAAUUUGGCCCCAAAUCAAUGCGUACGCCCUUGAUGCUAUUUUAGAAUCAUCAAUGGGUGUUCAAAUUAAUGCGCAACUGCAUAAUAACAAUGAACUCCAAACUGCUGUUAAUACAACAUUGCAAAUGUUAAGUGAAAGAACAUUCCGCGUGUGGUAUUGGCCGGAUUGGAUUUAUAAACAUACUUCUCACUUUGCAAAGUUGCAAUCUCAUAUAAAAAUUAUUCAUGAUUUCACCAAUGAGGUUAUACGAAAGAAGCGACUGCUACACCAGGUUCAGGCAAAAUUUACUGAUCAGGAAGAACUUGAAUAUAACAAUUCAUUAAAUUUUCUGGAUCUCCUGAUGUCUCUUUCAAGUGGUGAGAAAGCUUACACGGAUGUGGAGUUACGUGAAGAAGUGCUCACUUUCGUCUUAGCUGGAAUGGACACCUCCGCCGUGGCCAUAGGUUUCUUUUUAAAACUUAUGGGCAAAUAUCCUGCGGUGCAACAAAAAGUGUAUAAUGAAUUGCAAGAGGUAUUCGGAGAUUCAGAUCGCAUAUUAGAGAAGGAGGAUCUACCAAAACUUCAAUACCUCGAAAGAGCUAUCAAAGAAACACUACGACUCUAUUGCUCAGUUCCAUUCAUUUUAAGAAGGGCAGAUACCGAUAUUUUGCUACCUGAUGGCACCACUAUUCCCGAGAGCUCCUCAGUUCUCAUAAGCAUUCUGGGUAUGCAUCGAAGUGCCAAAAAUUGGGGAACAGACGCAGAUUGUUUCGAUCCAGACCGAUUCCUGCCAGAUCGUAUCAAAGACAUCCAUCCCACCGCUUAUAUACCAUUUAGUUUUGGACCUAGGAAUUGUGUUGGAUACCAGUAUGCGAUGAUGUCAAUAAAAACUGCAUCGUCAACAAUAUUAAGACGACAUAAGAUUGUCGGUAUUCCAGAGCCCACAUCAAAACCUAACAUCAAAUUGAAAUAUGACAUCAUGCUCAAAGAUGUUGAUGGAUAUGAAAUUGCUUUAGAGAGAAGACAGUAACAUUUUAAAAUAAUUACUAUUCAUUUGUGGGAUCCAAUAUAAUUGUCCUUGUAGUUCAGGGCCGUUUUGAUUGUUUCAGGUGUAUUCCAUAAAAUUGCGAUCAAUAACCAAAUGUAU
Molecule: messenger RNA, 1662 nt
Organism: Leptidea sinapis
Lineage: Eukaryota; Metazoa; Arthropoda; Insecta; Lepidoptera; Pieridae
Product: cytochrome P450 4C1-like
Exons: 10
Coding region: 46-1545 (499 amino acids)
Molecular function (GO): iron ion binding; oxidoreductase activity, acting on paired donors, with incorporation or reduction of molecular oxygen; monooxygenase activity
Source: RefSeq, a predicted model, not a curated record